AGACCUUUCCCAUAGAAGACAAAAAAUGUUCAAAUUUCUAAGAAAACACCUUACUGUUCCAGAGAGACCUUCGAGACUCUCAAUCCUAAACUUCGCCAAGCCAGACGCUUUCCCACGAAUCCAAACCACCUCUGACUCCACGUUGGGAGGUUAUUCUACGGCGUAUCUAGAACCCUACAGAGCUAGCGCAGAUACUAAUUUGGUUGGUCAUUUCCAUGGAAACUUGAACCAGACCUUGCCAAAGGGUGAAACCAAAGUCAAACAAAGUGGUUGGGCAAUGUUCAAAACCAAAAAUAGAAUUCAGGAUCCUAACGCUCAGUUCAAACCUUUCUAUCUUUUCAAAAGUCAGGCUAACUUCUGGUGGGAUUGGUCACCUUUUGAAGUUUUGCAUAUGCGCGUUAUGAACUUGACACCAAACAGGAAGUUUAUGGUUAAUAUUCAAACUGAUACUAUGUCAAGAACAGACUUGUACCAGCAUAGGUUGUUCACCAAUCCCCUAUCUUCGGGAUCAUCUGAUUCAAACGCUAGUCCAGUUUGGGAAAACAUCUUCAUUAAUUUGAAUGAAUUUGUGCUUACAAAUAGGAGGCACCGUUCAAGUUCAAUAUCAAUCUGA
Molecule: messenger RNA, 613 nt
Organism: Pichia membranifaciens NRRL Y-2026
Lineage: Eukaryota; Fungi; Ascomycota; Pichiomycetes; Pichiales; Pichiaceae
Exons: 1
Coding region: 26-613 (195 amino acids)
Biological process (GO): mitochondrial respiratory chain complex I assembly; mitochondrial electron transport, NADH to ubiquinone
Cellular component (GO): mitochondrion
Source: RefSeq, a predicted model, not a curated record